UUUCAUCAAAUUUACCCACUUUGCCACUCCACUUUACAAAUAUUUCAUCAUUACUACAAAGUAUACUACAACUAUAAGUUUUUGCGCUUUACCUUAGGGUGACCGGAAAAUGAUGGAAUUAGUUACUUCCUGCGGCGGCGAUCACGGCGGCGUUGGCUGCGGCGACGAUGAAGAACAGCUAUUAUUACUGGAGACUAAAAAUGCUGACGUGUCAUGGAGGUUAAACUUCGAUGAACUACGGUUAUCUUCUGAGAACAAAGAGAAACCUCCACGUGGACUCCAUGAUUGCCUUGGCGUAUUGAGUCAGGAAGACAACAUUGCCGUGUACUACCAGCAACAGGUGGAAAUGCUCGAGGGCUUCAAUGAAAUGGAUGCCUUGGCCGAUCGUGGUUUCAUACCUGGGAUGUCAAAGGAAGAGAGGGAAAACCUGGCUAGAAGUGAAACAUUUGCCAUUAGGAUAUCAAAUAUCGCAAACAUGGUUCUUUUUGCCGCUAAAGUAUAUGCAUCUGUCAAGAGUGGUUCUUUGGCCAUCAUAGCAUCCACAUUGGAUUCACUGCUUGAUCUUCUCUCUGGUUUCAUAUUAUGGUUUACAGCUUUCUCCAUGCAGACACCAAAUCCGUAUCAAUAUCCUAUUGGAAAGAAACGUAUGCAGCCUUUGGGAAUCCUUGUUUUUGCUUCUGUCAUGGCGACUUUGGGACUGCAGAUAAUUCUAGAGUCUAUGCGUACACUAAUAUCAGAUGAAUCUGAUUUCAGCCUUAGCAAGGAGCAAGAGAGAUGGGUUGUUGGGAUUAUGGUCUUUGUGACUCUGGUGAAACUAGUUUUGGUGUUGUAUUGCCGGUCUUUUACUAAUGAGAUUGUGAAAGCAUAUGCCCAGGAUCAUUUCUUCGAUGUUAUCACAAACAUCAUUGGACUAGUCGCGGCAUUGCUUGCCAACUACUUCAGUGACUGGAUAGACCCUGUCGGAGCUAUGAUUCUUGCGUUGUAUACCAUUCGAACAUGGUCAAUGACUGUGUUAGAGAACGUGAACUCCCUCGUUGGUAAGGCAGCUGCACCAGAAUAUCUACAGAAGCUGACUUACCUCUGCUGGAACCAUCAUAAGGCCAUAAAGCAUAUAGAUACAGUGAGGGCCUAUACAUUUGGUUCUCACUACUUUGUCGAAGUUGAUAUCGUCCUACCUGCAGACAUGCCCUUGCAAGAGGCACAUGAUAUCGGCGAGUCAUUGCAGGAGAAGCUUGAAGUAUUGCCCGAGAUCGAGCGUGCCUUUGUUCAUCUCGACUAUGAAUACAGCCACAAACCUGAACAUGCACAGGCAUACCUAUAAUCACACGGAUAUUGAUGACAUCUUCUCUAACCACUGUACCUAAUUACCUCUGCAUAAGUGAACUGUGUAAUGCUGCUCGAAAUCGGUCAAUCUGCUGACUACUAUUUAAAAGAGAAGUUGCUAUUAUCUGGUAGAACAGGGAUUAUUAAUUAUAUUUUUGUUAAUUUACCUUGCUAUUCAUAUAGGAGUAAUAUAUAUCAUGAUUCCUCAA
This is a messenger RNA of Lycium barbarum (goji berry), 1532 nucleotides long. Its product is annotated as metal tolerance protein 11. NCBI's taxonomy places the organism in Eukaryota, Viridiplantae, Streptophyta, Magnoliopsida, Solanales, Solanaceae. Gene Ontology annotation, biological process: monoatomic cation transport; transmembrane transport. The coding region runs from base 110 to 1321 and encodes 403 amino acids. Gene Ontology annotation, molecular function: manganese:proton antiporter activity. Gene Ontology annotation, cellular component: membrane. The record is from RefSeq and is a predicted model, not a curated record. The transcript has 6 exons.